Funneliformis geosporum is the source of this 381-nucleotide messenger RNA. The record is from the annotation of a GenBank genome assembly. NCBI's taxonomy places the organism in Eukaryota, Fungi, Glomeromycota, Glomeromycetes, Glomerales, Glomeraceae.
AUGUUUCUUUUGAACUUAACUAAAUCCUUAAAACGCUUGCCUACUUGCGGUAGUUACAUCUCAAAUCCGCUGGAUAAUGGCUGUGUUGGUCUCCAAACUGCUAAAUACUCGACAGUUAUUCCGACCCAAAUCCCUUCUUUAAAUAAAUCGUUUAUAUGUAUGUAUUUAAGAUCUGCAUUGAUCUCUUUUGAUCUGUUCUUUUUUUCUUUGACAACUGUCGCAGAGCAUCUUCUUUCGAGGAUGGACCAACCAAAAUCAUCUCAAAACCUUAUUGACCGUAAAGAUGAUGUUGACGAAGUCAAAACUAUAAUUACGCCACUUUCAAAAUAUAAUUUUUACAAGGACAUGAUGUGGAUAAAUCAAUCAGAGAAUCCUGGGUGA